Messenger RNA from Paralichthys olivaceus (Japanese flounder), 1044 nucleotides. Its product is annotated as 15-hydroxyprostaglandin dehydrogenase [NAD(+)]-like. The record is from RefSeq and is a predicted model, not a curated record. Gene Ontology annotation, molecular function: oxidoreductase activity, acting on the CH-OH group of donors, NAD or NADP as acceptor. NCBI's taxonomy places the organism in Eukaryota, Metazoa, Chordata, Actinopteri, Pleuronectiformes, Paralichthyidae. Gene Ontology annotation, cellular component: cytoplasm.
CUGGCCUCCUCCUCCUCACUUAUUUGAACCAUAGACCGAACAGGUGAAAUGGCUUUGAAUGGUAAAAUCGCAGUAGUAACCGGAGCAGCACUAGGCAUCGGAAAAGCAAUAACAGAGAUACUUUUACAAAAUGGUGCUACGGUAGUCCUCCUGGAUGUGAACGAAAAUGCAGGGAAGAGUUUAAAGGGGUCCCUCGACAAGCAGUACGGACGAGAGAAAACCUUGUUCCUGAACUGUAACGUUGAGUCAGAGGAGCAGCUCAAGGCUGCAUUUCAGAAAAUUGUGCAAACCUUUGGAGGAGUGGACAUCCUGUGCAACAAUGCUGGCAUCUUGGAUGAGAGUGCAUGGGAGAAAAGUGUCUCCAUAAACCUCGUGGGUGUUAUCAAAGUAACCUACCUGACUUUGGAGCUCAUGAACAAGAUGACUGGAGGUCGUGGAGGAGUCAUCAUCAACAUUGCAUCCAUGGCAGGUCUUGGUCCAUUCCCGAGCUGUCCUGUCUACACGGCCACCAAGUACGGAGUGGUUGGCUUUACUCAAGCCAUGGCGGCUGCUUCUAGUGCCUCUGACUAUGGCAUACGUUUUAAUGCCCUUUGCCCAAGUUUGGUCCAAACCGAUCUCUUCUCUCACAUGUUAGACAGAUUAGGACAAUUUUCCCACCUGGCUGAUAAAGUGAGAACAUCUGCAGACAAAGGGGUGUUAAAUGUGUCUGAGGUAGCCGAGUGUUUUCUGGAGCUGGUGCUGGAUGAGACAAAGAAUGGAGAGGCCCUCAUGGUGACACCCAUUUUCAAGAAAUACAGGACAUUCCCCUCAUUAACCCAAUAGAUUAUGGGAACGACAAACAUCAUACUCAUGUCAAAGACUCAUUGACACCUUUUAAAUCACUUCUUAAAAAAGUCUAUCUAUCCUAGUAUACUAAUUUAUUACCAACACACCUAUCUGUUUUAUUUUCAGCAAUUCUUGUAAAAUAAAUCUUGUUGUUCAACAGCACUUGGGCCUUUUCCCACUUUUCAUGAACAGGUAACAGAAUUUGGCUAAUUACACUAA